Fusarium proliferatum ET1 is the source of this 474-nucleotide messenger RNA. RefSeq lists its product as uncharacterized. Gene Ontology annotation, cellular component: mitochondrion. NCBI's taxonomy places the organism in Eukaryota, Fungi, Ascomycota, Sordariomycetes, Hypocreales, Nectriaceae. Bases 1 to 474 code for a protein of 157 amino acids. The transcript is spliced from 3 exons. The record is from RefSeq and is a predicted model, not a curated record.
AUGACGGCUGCUCGACGACUUCCCACGAUCCAACGCCGAACCUUCCUCCCCGACCAGUAUACCGACAAGAAGGUCAUUGACCAGAAGUACCCCGACCCUCCCAGCUUGAGCGAGGCCGAGGACCCCGGAAUGAACGGCGGCUACAUCAACCCUCCCCGAAUCAAGCGACAGUUCCGUGACCCUCAUGCGGGCUGGUGGGAUCCCCAGGAGCGACGAAACUUUGGUGAACCCAUCCACGAGGAUAACGAUGUUCUUGGAAUCUUUUCUCCCUGGGAGUACACCUGGACUACCACUGGUCCUGGUGCUGUCAUGGUCGGAACUUUUAUCGCCGUUUUCCUGAGCGUUACCGGAGUUGUCUACCUCAACUAUCCCGAUCGACCUGCUUAUCCCCGAGAGUUUGAGGGUGGUCUGGAACGAGAGCUUGGUGGCCCUGGAGCUACAAGGGCUCGCAUGGAGGGUGAUGAGGAACCUUGA